AUGGGUGGAGGAAACGGAGCCAAGGCAGCGAGCAAGCGCGAACGCGCAGCCAAAGACGCCAAGCCCGCCGCGAAGUCUCAGAAGAAAGUCAACGAGCGGGCUAUGGACGUCCAAUGCAAUAUCUGCAAGGCGACUUUUUUGAAGACGAGUCGUGCGCCGGCGCUCACCGAGCAUGCGACGAAUAAGCACAGCAAGACCCUGCCGGAGUGCUUCCCGAACUUCGUUGUCGCAUAA
Messenger RNA from Pseudogymnoascus destructans, 234 nucleotides. RefSeq lists its product as uncharacterized. Bases 1 to 234 code for a protein of 77 amino acids. The record is from RefSeq and is a predicted model, not a curated record. The transcript is spliced from 3 exons. NCBI's taxonomy places the organism in Eukaryota, Fungi, Ascomycota, Leotiomycetes, Thelebolales, Thelebolaceae.